GGGCGCAGGGGCUGGGAUGCGCAGCGGCACUGCAGGGCCGGGCCGGGCCGGGCUUGGGCAGAAGGGCGGAGACGCAGCCUGUCUGGGGCAGCCUGGGUCUGGUCGGCGCUGGCGGCCCCUUCCUGUCCGCCCCCAUCGGUGGGCACCGAAGGGGCGGCUCGGGGAGGGGGCGGGCAGGCGGCACGCGGGGGACCGCAGGGCCGGCCCAGGACAAGCCAGGGCAGGAGGGCCUGGGGCCAGCUCCCCACGGAGAGGCCGGGCAGGGUGUGCGGGAGCGGUGGUCAGGCCCUGGCUCCGGCUUUCUGGGGCGGGGGCGGGGGAUCCCCCUGCGAGCUCUCGUGGGGAUGGGGUCUGUCCUGGCAUCGUCAACCCGGGUUUGAUGAGUGGCUGAGAGAGGGAACGAGAAGGCCAAGCAGUAGAUGGGGAGGGGUGAGCGGUGCAGCGGCUCUCUGGCUAUUUGGCCUGGCCAAGGGCUGGGAGGAAGGCCAUUCCCAGGCCGCUGCUGGAGCCAGAGGAGGCAGGGUGGGAGGAGGCCCCUUGGGUCACGCGUGCCCACCUGGUGGAUGAAAAUGGGGUGAGGGUGUGGUGUGGGUGGGGAGCAGGGGCUCCAGACACUGUUUUGGUAGGGACAUGGUGCUAUGACCCCCCCCCCCCCCCAAGGAACCCUGCCCUGGAGGUGUCUGAACUCACAGUGUGGGGGGUCCUGUGUGUGGCUGCAGGGACCCCUGGGUGGGGCAGCAGCCGUGUUGAGGUCAGGAGUGGGGGUGUGGAUUUGGAGGAGGGCCUCCUUCCUCAGUCUUGAGGGCGGUGGUGUCACUAGGGGCAGGCUUCACAGGCACGGGGGACAUUAAAUUUUAUGUCCUUGUCUAGACAGGGCAGUAAACAGAGCCCAGGGCCAGGGGUGCUGCAGAGGGGAGAGGCAGGCUGAGGGGGCCUGGCUGGAAGUGAGUGGAAGUAAGUCUGCAAAGUGACUUUCAGUGGGUGACGGGUGCGGGCCCAGGUGUGGGGACCCAGUCUGGUGUGGGACUCUGACCAGCACAGUCACGACAAUGCCAAGGGUGUGAGAAGUAUAGGGGUCUGCAGAGCGCAAAGAAGGUCCCCGUGGGCGAGAGCGCAGGGCGGGCUUCCUGAGAUGGCCCCAAAGGUUCCGAGCUCGCCGGCCGGCAGCGGUGGCGCCCUCAGAGCGGCUGGACGGGUCCCGUCGCGCCAUGCCCGCGGGCUGAGCGCCGCCGCCGCCGCCUCCGCCGCCGCAGGGCCUCGUCCCGCCUCGCGUGGGGGCCACGCGCGCCCAGGCCGGGGCCCCGGCGGCCGACCAUGGUGCUGCCGCCCCCGGACCGGCGCCACGUGUGCCUGACCACGCUGGUGAUCAUGGGCAGCAUGGCGGUCAUGGACGCGUACCUGGUGGAGCAGAACCAGGGCCCGCGCAAGAUCGGCGUGUGCAUCAUCGUGCUGGUGGGCGACGUGUGCUUCCUGCUGGUGCUGCGCUACGUGGCCGUGUGGGUGGGCGCCGAGGUGCGCACGGCCAAGCGCGGCUACGCCAUGAUCCUCUGGUUCCUGUACAUCUUCGUGCUGGAGAUCAAGCUCUACUUCAUCUUCCAGAACUACAAGGCGGCGCGGCGGGGCGCGGCCGACCCGGUGGCGCGCAAGGCACUGACGCUGCUGCUGUCGGUGUGCGUGCCCGGCCUGUUCCUGCUGCUGGUGGCGCUCGACCGCAUGGAGUACGUGCGCACCUUCCGCAAGCGCGAGGACCUGCGCGGCCGCCUCUUCUGGGUGGCGCUCGACCUGCUGGACCUGCUGGACAUGCAGGCCAAUCUGUGGGAGCCGCCGCGCACCGGGCUGCCCCUGUGGGCCGAGGGCCUCACCUUCUUCUACUGCUACAUGCUGCUGCUGGUGCUGCCGUGCGUGGCGCUCAGCGAGGUCAGCAUGCAGGGCGAGCACAUCGCGCCGCAGAAGAUGAUGCUCUACCCCGUGCUCAGCCUCGCCACCGUCAACGUGGUGGCCGUGCUGGCGCGUGCCGCCAACAUGGCGCUCUUCCGCGACAGUCGCGUCUCGGCCAUCUUCGUGGGCAAGAACGUGGUGGCGCUGGCCACCAAGGCCUGCACCUUCCUCGAGUACCGCCGCCAGGUGCGGGACUUCCCGCCGCCCGCGCUCGCGCUGGAGCUGCAGCCGCCGCCGCCGCAGCGCAACUCGGUGCCACCGCCCCCGCCGCUGCACGGCCCGCCCGGCCGCCCCCACGGGCCCUCGCCCACGCGCGACGCCCUGGGCACGUGACGGGGCCCGCGCGGCUUGCAUGGGAUGGGGUGGGGGCGGGCUCCCCCCAGGGCCAGGUUUGGCGAGUGCCCCGGCCGGGGCGGGGGUGGGGGGGGUGGGGGCGCCGCGGGCCGCUUCUUCAUCUCAGGAAUCCCUCGGACCACGGACUCGCAGCCCAGCGCCCCAGCCGGCCCCCAGCGCGCCCAGCCUGCCCCCAGCGCCCAGUGCGCCGGCCGGUGGGGGGCGGGGGGCGGCCGGGAAGGGAGGACAGAGUGGGCGGAGGUGCGGUCCCUUGGGGUCCCUUGGUGGGGGCCUCUGGCUCAGAGUUUGGGGCCACGGAGGCCUCUGUCAUUUUAAAGACUCGUGUUUACAGUUUUGUAUCCAAA
Acinonyx jubatus (cheetah) is the source of this 2636-nucleotide messenger RNA. RefSeq names its product transmembrane protein 121 (gene TMEM121). The transcript has 2 exons. The coding region runs from base 1315 to 2271 and encodes 318 amino acids. The record is from RefSeq and is a predicted model, not a curated record. NCBI's taxonomy places the organism in Eukaryota, Metazoa, Chordata, Mammalia, Carnivora, Felidae.